Messenger RNA from Penicillium verhagenii, 501 nucleotides. RefSeq lists its product as uncharacterized. The record is from RefSeq and is a predicted model, not a curated record. NCBI's taxonomy places the organism in Eukaryota, Fungi, Ascomycota, Eurotiomycetes, Eurotiales, Aspergillaceae. The transcript is spliced from 2 exons. Bases 1 to 501 code for a protein of 166 amino acids.
AUGUCUCCUACAGGAGUUACUCGCUCGGAAUCAGCCAUUGAAAACGACCCUCUUGACAAGGGCAUGAUUGAAAGUCCACCACAAAUCGACCCAACUUCCCGACCUCUGACCCCCCUUUCACUUUUCGGCCCUAUCUUAAAUCCCACAAGCCUCACCUUGCCAUGCUCGGAUAACCCUGUACCCCCAAUUAUCACUCGGUGUACGCACUGCUGGCGGAGAGAUCAUGCAACCGAGAGCUCAGAAUGCGAGUUUCAACGACUACGAGCCCACUGGAUGGCUGAAAAGGAGAGGGCUUCUAACGAAGUCAGUCGCUUGGAAAGUCGAAAUGUGACCCUUGCAGCUAAUUAUGCUCAAGUUCGGGCUGCACAGGAUGAACUCAUCGCUCGAGUUCAAUACUUGGAGUAUGAAGUUGGUCUUCUUCGAUCAGCGAACACCCAGCUUCAUACCAAUAUUAUGCAGCUGACGUCUAAAAAUCCUGCUGGCUCAAGCUCACACUUUUAG